AUGACCAACAACAUGUAGAUAUAUCUCCAACUAUUAUUCUUGUUUAUAAUAUACAUAUACAUAUGGGGUAUUUAAGUAUAAUUCUGGCAUCUAUAGAUAUUUCAAUAAAUUGUCUACUUAUAAUUAUGCAGUCUAUUUGAUUGGAUUAAAAAUUUCAAUUUUUUCUUUUAAUGAUAUUCCAAUUAAUUGUGGAAUAUAGUUUAAGAUUAAUAAUACUUAUUAUGGUUCUAUUUAUAGAAAUGCAUCUGGAAUACAAACUCAUAGAUUAAAAAUCUCUUAAAAUUUCUCUUUUGGAUCUUAUUUAACAUAUUCCUCAACUACAAGAUAUGAUUUAAUUACAUAUGUAGAUAUUCCUAAAAAUUCAUUUCUAUUUUCAGCAAUAGGAAAUUAUACGUAAAUAUUAAUUUAUUAAGAUUAGCGAUAACACAGCAGGAUGGGGAAUGUCUUAAAUUUAAAUUACUUCAGGAUAUUGUUCUUAAUACUGCUUAUUGUGUGAAGUACCGUUUAAAUGUAAGACAUGUUAAAUUGGAUUUUAUAAUUAUCGAGAUAGUAGUUGCAUAUAGAGUUGCUAAUCUCCAUAUUAAAGAAUAAAUGAAUCCUAUUGUUAUGAUUAUGAUGAUGAAACACCUUGUAUCUUAUUUAUUAAUUUUUAGACUCUUAAUAUUUAAUUUAAGAAUAUAUAAAUGCUGAAAAUGACCCUGGAUAAUAUGCAUAAUACAGUUUAAUUUCUAGCAGUGGAACAAACUUUUUAAAAGGAUCUGAUAUCUAUUACUCAUAUUUUUAAGGAAUAAGGGUUUUUGGAGGACCUUUUGUGUGGGCUUAAGCUAAAUUCUAAAGGAUUCAUGAUAUAGUAUCUCCACAUCAUAGUAUCACUAUUGCAUUUUAUAUCCUUUAUGGACCAAAAUUUCCUGGAGCUGGAAAAUUUAUAUAUUAAAUUGAAAAUAAUCCACCAGUUUCUUAAACAAGCGCUAAUUUUUAUUAAGAACAUUAAGAUGGAUCAAGAGUACUUAAAGUAUAUGAAAAAAUCCUUCAUAAGACAAAUAAAUUAACAAUCACUUGGGAAUGUUAAGGUUCAACUAAUGAACCGAUUGAAGCUUAUUGUGGAUUCUAUAAUUAUUAUAUUGCUGUUCAUAAUUGUAAACCUUAUUGUUCAUCAUGUUCAGAUUAAACCACAUGCAAUACAUGGAACAGCACUUAUGAUGCUAGUAUUGUUAAAUUAUCUUAAGCAGAAUGUUUAAUCAAUUAAUUUUAUGAUAAAGAUUCUGUUAGAUGUUUUGAUUGUCCACAAUCUUGUUUAACAUGUAAAUCAAGAAUAGAUUGUUAAACAUGCUCAUCAACUUAUACUUAAACUAAAUCUGGAUGUAUUUGCAAAAUGAAUCAAUAUGAAGAUUCAAAUCAAUGUUUUGAUUGUCCAAUUGAAUGUAAUUAAUGUUUAAGCUAUACUUAUUGCAUAGAAUGUUUAAAUAGUAACUUUAGAUAAUUAUCAAAUGGUUAAUGCAUUUGUAUGGAUGGAUAUUAUCCAAUUUUAUCAAAUCCUCAAUGUUAAUUAUGUCAUUAACUUUGUAAAACUUGUGUAGGACCUUCUUUCAAUGAGUGUUUAACUUGUAAUGGCAUUUCUAAUAUUGAACAAGACGGAUCAACAUGUAGAUGCCCAAUAGGAUUUAAUUAUUAGGAUGAAAUAAAAGGCUGUUCCGUUUGCCAUUAAUCAUGCUUAACUUGCUUUAGAACAACAAUUGAUGGUUGUUUAACAUGCGAUUCUAAUCAAAAUAGAAUAUUAAAAGGAUUAAAAUGUACAUGUUCAUCUGGUUAUUAUGAAUAUAGCAAUAUCUGUACACGUAUAAAUAAUAAUGAUAAUUAUAGAUUGUCCAUAUAUAGAAGAUUCAUCCCUAAGUUAAUGUUAUAAAUAAUGUAAUACUAAUCAAUAAAUAUGGCAUACUAUUAAAUGCGAUUCUUGUGAUUCUGGAUUUCAAUUAAUAUCUGGAGAAUGUUAACCCAUUUGUGGAGAUUCAUUAAUAAAAGGAUAUGAAUAAUGCGAAGAUAAUAAUCUAAUUCUAAAUGAUUUAUGCUAUAAUUGUUAAUUUUAAUGUCCAAGUCAUUGUUUAACUUGUGAUUAAUCAACUAUUUUACCUUGCCCUGAUGUUUGUGGAGAUGGAAUUAUAACUGGUAUUGAAUAAUGUGAAGAUGGAAAUACUAUUUAAUAUGAUGGAUGUUUUAAUUGUAAAUAUUAAUGCUAAUCUUAAUGUACAAAGUGUAUAAAAGGACAAUGUUUUGAAUGUGCAACACCAGGAUGGUAUAUUGACCCAACAGUUACUCCUUGGUAAUGCAAGGAAAAAUGUGGAGAUUAAAUAGUAGGUUAAAGUGAAUAAUGUGAUGAUGGAAAUUUCAGUGAUACAGAUGGUUGCAAAGAUUGUAAAUUUUUCUGUAGAAUUGGUUGUUCUUCUUGUGAUUACACUACCAAUACAUGCUUAAGUUGUGAAUUUACUGGUUUUAUUCCUAUUUCUUUCUAUUGUCAAAAUAAUUGUGGAGAUGGUUUAGUUGUAUAAGAUCCUUAUGGGUUCUAUUCAGAAUAAUGUGAUGAUGGUAAUACGAUUAAUGAUGAUGGUUGCAAUACCUCUUGCUAAUUUUAAUGUUAACCAUCCUCUAUUUGCACUAGUUGCAUAAAUAAUAGAUGUGAAAUAUGCAAUACAGGGUAUUAGCUCUCUAAUGCUAAAAUAUGUAUACCAAUUUGUGGAGAUUCGAUGCUAUUAGUUGGUGAACAAUGUGAAAAUUCAUCUAUAUUACCAUAUAAAGGUUGUAUAAAUUGCUAAGCUCAAUGUUAAAGUUCUUGCCUUACUUGUAAUACUUCUGGACUUGGUUGUUUAUCAUGUAAAAAUGGUUACAAUAGAAUUGAUAAUUUAUGUUAUUCAUUUUGUGGUGAUAAAAUAAAAACAGAAGAUGAAGAAUGUGAUGAUGGUAAUUUAAUAAUUGGAGAUGGGUGUCAUUUCUGCUAAUUUACUUGCUAGGAUUCAUGUCUUAAUUGUAUUUUAGGAGUCUGUUAUGAUUGUAAAGAAGGGUAUGAAUUAAUAUAAUCUAAAUGUUACUCUAUUUGUGGAGAUGGAGCUCAAAUAUAUAAUGAAUUUUGUGAAAUGAUCAGCUCAUUGCAGAUCCAUCAGAUAUGUAAAUCAUGUUAACUAAGUUGUGAUUUGAAUUGUAGCUUGUGUUAAUUUGGUAUUUGUUAGCGAUGCUAAGAAGGAUUUGAAUUAUCCUCAAAUUAAUAACAUUGUAUUAAAUCUCUAUAAUAUACUUCUACAAUCAUUGAAAACUGUUAAUUUUAAAUUGGAAAUAGUUGUAUUUAAUGCGAAAAUUAUUCAUACUUUGAUAAAUUUGAAUAAAAGUGCAAUUUUAAUGUAACCCCAUUGAAUUUUUGUCAAUAUUAACUUAAAUUAUCUCCAGAUUUAUAUUGUAGUUAUUGUUUUGAUUAUUGUUUAUCAUGUAAUGAUAAUAAUUGUAUAAUUUGUCAAAGUGGCUAUUAUUUAGAUGAUAACUUUUCUUGUAUUUCAUCUUGUGGAGAUAAAAUACUUGCACAUGAUGAACAGUGCGAAAUGGAUAAUUAAAAUUGUUUAAGCUGCAUGUUUGAUGUACCAAAAUUAUGUGUAUUGUAUUUUGAAGAAAUUUGUUAUUAAUGUGAACAUGGAUAUUAUAUUAAUUAAUUUACCAAUAUCUGUGAAUCAAAGUGUGGAGAUGGAAUCAUAGUCCAUGAUGAAGACUGUGAAGAUAAUAAUUUUAUAGAAUUUGAUGGUUGUUACUAUUGUAAAUUUUCAUGUAGCUAAUAAUGUUUAAAUUGUUUAAAUGGAGCAUGUUUAGAAUGUAAUAAAAAUUAUUACCUUUGGAAUGGAUUUUGUUAUAUUAAUAAGAAUGACAUUGAUGGUUAUCCUUAAUGUGAAUUAUACUUAAGGGGAGAAUGUUUAAUAUGCUCGAAAUAUUAUAAAUUAAAUGAAUAUGGUGAUUGUAUUCCUGAUUGUUAGGAAAGCUGUCUUCAAUGUUAUAAUAAUAAAUGUUUUCAAUGUACAGAUAAUUACGAACUUAACGAGAAUACAUGUAUUUUAAUAUAGUAGUGCUUUGAAAGUUUCUACUUCAAUUAAGAAUUAUAAAUUUGUGAAUCUUAAUGUGGUGAUGGAUUUAUUAAUGGAUGGGAAGAAUGUGAUGAUUAGAAUAUGCAAUAAUUUGAUGGUUGCUAUUAAUGCAAAUAUGAAUGUGAUAAUAAUUGCAUUUAAUGUAUAUAUGGUGAAUGCUUAUAAUGUUCUUAAGAGUUUAAUUUAAUUGAAAAUAAAUGCCAAUCAAAAUGCUAAGAGACUUGUCUUAAUUGUGUUUAAGGAGUAUGUUAAUUAUGUAUUAGCGGCUAUUUUUUGAAUUAAUAUUUAAAUUGUAUAAAAAUUAACUGUGAAUAUGAUCAUAGUAAUACUUCGGAAUGUGGAUAUGGUAUAAUUGAAAAUCUGGAAUAGUGUGAUGAUUAAAACCUUAUUAAUAAUGAUGAUUGUAAUAAUUAUUGUGAAUAAAAUUGUGAUAAUAAUUGUAAUAGUUGCAUUGAUGGUGUUUGUUAUGAGUGUAAAGAAGGAUGGAGAUUAAAUACAUUCUUUUGCUAUCCAAUUUGUGGAGAUUAAAUUGUAGCUGGAAAUGAAGAAUGCGACGAUGGAAAUUAAAUUAGUUUUGAUGGAUGUUUUUAAUGUAAGUUCUAAUGCACUCAAUAUUGUGAAAUAUGUUUAUAUGGAAUAUGUCAAUCAUGUUAAAUUAAUUAUGAUUUAGAUUAAUUAAAAAAUUCAUGUAAAUCAAUACAAUCUUUACUUACAAUUUUUGCGUAACCUAAUUGUAGAUUGUUAAACAAUAAUUAAUGUAUUAUUUGUUAAAUUGGAUAUCUAGAUUUAAUUACUAACACUUGCAUUAUUGAUUAUAAUAUGAAUAAAUGCUCUAAGAAUUGUAAAUAAUGUUUACUUUAAUAAUGUCUAGAAUGUGAAUAUGGAUAUUAUGGGAAUAAAUGUAUACCUAAGUGCGGAGAUGGUAUAAUAGUUUAGGAAGAAGAAUGCGAUGAUGUGAAUUAAUAUCAUAUUGAUACAUGUUUAAAUUGUAAAUAUCAAUGUCCUCAAUAAUGUAAGUAAUGUGCUUAUGGAGUUUGCACUCAAUGUUUUAUUGGAUUCUAUUUAGAUAUUGUGAGUAAUUCUUGUAAUUCAAUUUGUGGUGAUAAUAUACUAGCAAAUGAUGAAGUCUGUGAUGAUGGUAAUGAAUUAAAAUAUGAUGGCUGUUUCUAAUGCAAAUAUUAAUGUUAAAUUGAGUGUUUAAAUUGUUAUUUUGGAAAAUGUAUAUCAUGUGAAUCUCCCUUAAUAGUAGUACAAUUAAAAGGUAUUUGCGAAUAAUUAAAAUAAUGUGAAGGUUUAAUAGGAUUUUAUUAUGAUAAUUAUAGUAAUGAUUGUUAACCAUAAUGUGGAGAUGGCAUUGUUGUAGGCAAUGAAUAAUGCGAAGAUUAAAAUAGUAUUCCUUAUGAUGGAUGCUAUGAUUGUUAAUAUUAAUGUCAUAUAUUGUGCACAAAUUGUUAGAAAGGAUCAUGUUUUGAAUGCCAAACAGGAUAUUAUUUAAAUGGAUAAUAAUGUGUAACCAAAUGUGGAGAUGGUAUUAAAAAUGGAGAUGAAUAAUGUGAUGAUCAUAAUGAUAUUCUUAGAGAUGGUUGUUCUUUAUCCUUUUUAUAAAUGUGAAUAAGAUGUAAAUUUAUUAACUUUUUGUUAUAAAUGCUAAGACAAUUGUGAGAAUUGUAUAUUAAAAAUGAAAAGAGUAGAAUGCUAGCAAUGCAUAAAGGGAUAUUUCCUUAAAGAUAAUGGAUGUAAUUAGUGUUCAGAAAAAUGUGAGGAGUGUCUUAAUACUCCAAAUAAUUGUACAGUAUGCUCUACAAAAGAUUGUAAGAAAUGUGAUAAUAUCUCUGGGUUUUAUUUAGAUAAAUAAUAAAAAUCUUGUGUUACGAAAUGUGGAGACAAUAUUAUAGCUGGAAACGAAUUAUGUGAUGAUGGUAAUAAUAUUGAUAAAGAUGGUUGUAAUUCUAAAUGUGAAAUUGAAAAAGAAUUUGUAUGUAAAGGAGGUAUCUGCUAUGUCCCACCUAAAAAAUAAAUUGGAUUGACAUAUUCUAAUUCAACUACAGCUAACAAUUUUGAUUUAAUCUUUGAGGAUCUUGAAAUAGAUGGUAUUUGUAAAAAAUUAAAAAUUUGGAUAGAACAAUUCUAAUCAAAUGAAUUUAAAUAUGAAGUUUUUUAGAAAGAAAAUUAAAAUUAAUUAGGAUAAAAUAAAUGUGAAAUCAAGUUUAAUUUUUUUAAAACCUUAAUGGAAUUUAAUCUUAUUCAUUUAAUAAUACCAUUGAGAGAUAAUGUAACUAGAAUUCUUGAAGAAGAAAUUAGAGAAAUUGUUGUUACUCCAAGAAGAUUAAUUUAUUAUAAUGAAGAUUAAAAAGCUUAAGCUUAAAGUGUUGUAGCAGCAUCUUCUAACUUAACUUUUCUACUUUAAUUAAUUGGACCUUUAACAAUUGUUCUUGGAGGAUUCAAUUUUUUUUGGACGAUCUUAGAUAUUUUGACUUGGAUUAAUAAUUUUUAUUUUCUAAAUGUAGAUUACCCUAUGAAUGUUAAAUUAUUUUUUAAUUAACUUGAAUGGGGUGAUAUAAUUAAUAUUCCUGAUUUUAUCACACUAAAUUCGCCAGAUGAUUCUUAUUAUUUUGAAGCACCUCCAAAAUUUACUGAAAAAGAUGUCAAUCCUCUAUUUUUAAAUAACAUUUAAUUAUUUUGCGGAUUAAUUUUAUUAGCAAUAAUAGGUUAUAUUUUUUCUAUUUGUAUAGUAUCAAUAAUUGAAAAUAAAUUUAAAUCAAACAAUUUAAAAGUACAUAAAAUUGAAAUAUUUUCAGUUAGUGAAAUGAACUAGAUCAAUAAAAUUGAAAUAAUAUCAACAAAAAAAUAACCUAUUAAACAAUUUAAUUUUUAAAGUAAAGAAAUGCCUUAUUUAAUAAAUAUUAUUUACGAAGAUAUAUUAUGGUUUAAAGAGAAUUUUAGAGCUAAAUUACUUUAAAUUAUUGGAUUAGUGUUUUUGGAUAUUUGCUUGGCUUGUACUCUUUAAUUAUAAUAUAAAAAAAAUGAAGAUUCUACAAUUAUAAAAUUAAAUAUUUUAUUAGCUGUUAUUGGGAUUAUUUUUAUAAUGUCAGUUUUUAAAUUAUAUUCUUUUGUUUGUUCAUAACAUGCAAUUUUGUACGAGGCUUAAAAAUUUAAGAAUUAUUAUUCAUCAUUGUAUGAAGGCAUCAAUACAAAACAAGUGUUAGCUAGAAAUUAUUGUUAUGUUAAUUUAAUGAGAAAAGCCUUUUUUAUAUAUUUUACAGUUUAUUUUUAUGAUGUACCGUUGUUAUAAACGUCAUUAUGUUGUUCAAUUUGCUUUUUAAAUUUAGCUUUUAUUCUGUAUCAGAAUCCAUUUGAAAAUAGAACUAUCCUUAUUUAAACCUCAAUACCAGAUUUCUGUAUUUUUAUAAUAAUUUUUAUUACUGUUUUAUUAGCUAUUCAUGAUGUCAGCGAUAUUUUUUCAUUUGAUUAAAAAUACUUCAUAGGAUGGGUAAUAUUAUUUUUUAUUGGAUUCUCAAUAUUUGUUUAAUUGAUCUUUUUGUUUUAAUAGUUUUACUAAUAAAUGAAGGAGAGAUUGAUAAAAUUAAAGGAUUAUGUUUGUAAAUAAAAAAUUAAAAAGAAUUGA
Messenger RNA from Paramecium sonneborni, 7737 nucleotides. NCBI's taxonomy places the organism in Eukaryota, Ciliophora, Oligohymenophorea, Peniculida, Parameciidae. The record is from the annotation of a GenBank genome assembly.